AAAAUGUUGCAGAAAAUAAUUUGUAUUAUCCUUGUUAUUAAUUCAAUUAAUUCGUUUACUACUGCAAUUCAUAUUUCGGAAUAUAACGAAACAAAUACAGUUUCUUUAUUAAGAUCUCAGUUAACUGAGUUGAGAGCUGAACAGGGACAGGAACUUAAGAUUCUUCUAUCGGACAUGCAGUUUAUGAAAACGGAACUUGAACUACUAAAAAAAUAUAUAAAUGUUGUGGUAUCGGAUAAUCAAUGUAGAGCAGAGACCGAAAAACAGAAAAAAGAUAUAACUGAUAGGGAAACAAAAAUUCGAUCACUGAAAGCAGAUAUACAAUUAUUAAGAACGGAGUUGGAGAACCAAAAGAAAAGUGUACUUGACCAGGAGUCUAAUAUCCAAUUGCUUAAAACUGAAAAUCAACUUCUUAGAGUGGAGCAUGAGCGUAAUAGAAAGUUACUUCUCCCACACAAUUGUGCAGAAGCCAAGUCUAGUGGAAUUAAUGAAAUACUCCUACAAAAAUUUAGUAGUCAACCUUUUAAAGUUGCCUGCGAUGCGGAAACUCAAGGAGGAGGUUGGACCAUUAUCCUGAGAAGGAUGGAUGGUAGUGUAAACUUUUAUAGAAACUGGACGGAAUAUAAAAAUGGAUUUGGUGAUCUGGACGGCGAGUUCUUCAUGGGCUUAGAUAAGGUGCAUGAAAUAACGGCAGAAAGAAGACAAGAGUUACUUGUCCUUCUCGAGGACUUCGAGGGCAAUAAAACGUUUGAGAAGUACGAGAAAUUCGCAAUUGGAAACGAGGCUCAACAAUAUGAAUUACACACUUUGGGAGAUGCCAGUGGAACUGCAGAUGAUUCAUUCUCACAUCAUCGUGGCAGCAAAUUUUCUACAUUCGAUCGGGAUAAUGAUAGUAUAUCGGAUAAAAACUGCGCCGAACUAAGGACUGGCGCCUGGUGGUACCGUUCCUACGGUUCUUGUCAAUUGUGCCAAUUAACGGGAACAUACGGAAACAACGAUUAUGACAAAGGCGUCAAUUGGCACCACUUUCGGGGAUCUUAUUACUCCCUGAAGAAAGCCGUUAUGAUGAUUCGGCCCAGAAAGUGAAUUCCUAAGUCUUAAAAGCAGUUUCUUUAUUAUAUGCAUUUAUUUCUAGAGGAUUUAAAUAAAAACCAUUGUCAUU
Messenger RNA from Drosophila innubila, 1162 nucleotides. RefSeq names its product microfibril-associated glycoprotein 4-like. Bases 4 to 1086 code for a protein of 360 amino acids. The transcript is spliced from 4 exons. NCBI's taxonomy places the organism in Eukaryota, Metazoa, Arthropoda, Insecta, Diptera, Drosophilidae. The record is from RefSeq and is a predicted model, not a curated record.